AUGGCGAACAUAUUCUGCGGAAGUCAAGAUGUUAUGGUGCAAAACUCGACGUUCAACGUCACUUCAACUACAUAUCAUACAGCCGGAACCAGAGGGUUCGACGUACUUGUGAAGGCCGUCUCCCAGAACGCCUUCCACAACUCAGACGAUCGCCCUGACCCUCCGAAGUGCCAUGAAAACACCAGAGUCGCCGUCAUCAACAAGAUCAUGGAUUGGGUCACGGGAAAGAUUGACGCGGACGCCUUCUUGCUCUGGCUCUACGGCCCUGCUGGGGCAGGCAAAUCAGCCAUCGCACGCACGAUAGCUGAACUGUGCGAGAAGCACAAUCUCCUGCUCGCCAGCUUCUUUUUCUUUCGCUCAGAUUCCGGGCGCAACACAGUGAAACCCUUGGUCGCCAGUAUCGCAUAUCGUGUCGCUUGUGUGGUCCCUGCUGCUCGAGUGCAAAUUGACAGCAUCAUCGGCGUAGAUCCCCUCAUCCUAUCCUACUCCGUCGAGGCACAGCUCAAAAAGCUCGUCCUCGACCCACUCCGGAUACUUUCAGAUCAAGGCUAUUUCUCUGAGACGCCUCUCCCUCCAUUAAUCGUCGUCGACGGCCUAGACGAAUGCCUCGAUCGAGACGCCCAAUCACACUUGAUCCAAGUCCUUUCUUCGUCGAUGGCAGAGCACCGGCUUCCACUCAAAAUCCUGGUCGCGAGUCGUCCGGAAUCGCACAUCAAAUUGGCCUUUUCACUAGCAAGCGAGCAGGGUGCUAUAUCCCAUCUCGAACUCAACGACGACUUCCAUCCCGACGACGACAUUCGUCGAUUUCUCACCGACAAAUUCUACGAGGUUCAGAGAUCCCAUCCAUUUCGCUCGCAGAUCCCAUCCUCAUGGCCGAGCGAAGAGCAGACAAAAACACUCAUGCGCAAGGCCUCCGGACAGUUCAUAUAUGCGUCACUUGUCGUGCGCUUCGUCAAUUUUGCACGCGAUUCACCAACCCGAAGCUUGGACAUCAUUCUCAAUCUCCGACCACCGCCAGUCCAUCGCGACCUUCCGUUUGCCGAACUCGAUGCCUUGUACGCGUUCAUUCUGGCUGGAACAGCAGAUGUCGACUUAGCAUUAAAGAUACUCGGUCUCCACUUCGCCCUCGCAGAAGAUAUGCAGUAUAUGGAAGAGAUGGAUGUCCAAGAAAUUGAGGUGAUCGAAGCCUUGCUUGACCUAGAGGAUGGGGACGUGCGCAUCGCUCUUAGCGAUCUCAGCCCCCUUCUGGAGGUUGCAGAAUUCUAUGACGAGGGGAAUCCUUAUCAAAUUACCUUUCAUCAUUCCUCGUUUCCAGAUUUCUUAUUUGAUCAUGAGCGAUCUAAGGAGUAUCAUAUCGACAUGAAGAACAUGCAUGCGGUCAUUUUCCAGUCGCUCUUGCGAGCAUUUAGAUUACAUGAACCCCUCAAGUUUCGAAGAUCCAAAGUUGAAUGUAUAGACCUCACGAUGCAUAUGAGACAAUUGUCCCCUCCUCAGCUCGUUGAUCUUCACGAUGACCUUGAAUGCUUUUCGUUCGGCGCCUAUCUCGAGCACUUCACGGCGGUACUGCAAUUCUUCCCUCGUCCAGACCCUAUAGGCAGAGGCGAGCUCAUGGAUGGUCGAUCAAAGGCAUUCUUCCAUGUCCUUGUAGAAUUGAGACAGGACGAGCAGUAUCGCCGUCAUUCUGACCUUUAUCUCUCCUACGUGACAUCUUGCAUCGAAAGCCGCUCCCAUCCAGAAUCAUUCCACGCCCUGAGUACGGUGUGGUUGGUGCUACAGAGUCCCUUGAGGUCCUAUGUCGAGAACGGCACGGAGCCGAACCUUCUUCCCAACGGAGUGAACUUUUCUUCCGUCUGGGAGAAACUAUGUACCUCGCUUUUCGACAUCAAGAGGGUAGACUGUGAAUGGGACCUUGAUCACUGGCGAUUGCUGCGACCUCCCACAGAUUAUAACGACGCGCGAGCAGAUAUAGAGCCCUUGGCGGGGAUAUAUGGCGACAUCACUGAAACGCUGCGACUACUUCCGGACUCUGUCUUGUCCUAUCGACUCGUUCGACUUGCGAUUUCAUGCGUCGAAUACCUUCGUUGGAUGGGAACUACCAGUGUAGGACAACGUACAAAUUACCUUCGUAUUUGGGCAGAAAAAUCGAAGCGGGCACCCUGGACCUGUAGAUCACGAAAGCGACUUACGUUCGUCGGACGCCAGAAGAGGAUUACAUGGCACAAAGUCCCUUGGGAACGAUUUACAGCUGGGUGGGGCUACUCCUGCUCACAGAGCCUCCUCCAAGCACACGAGUCGCUAUAUUCGAAGACGGCCAAAUCGAAAUUAUUCUACUGGAAGGCUUACCGACAGUAUAUGUGGACUCUCGACCUCCUCCGCCGUACUCUUCACGUUGCAGGGGGAUCAGACGACUUGGUAGCCGCGCUCUCGAAGCCGUUCAUCCAAUGGCCAGCCCCAAUACUUUUCCCCCGCCGCGUCAGACGCGUCAGACAGUCCAUGGAAGCUUAUUUUAAUAGGGUUUGCUCGGCAUCCUUCCCAACCGAUGCAGACGCGUCUGAAGGAGAAAGUAUUGCUAACGAAGAUGGAUAUAGGCCCUGUGGGUCUUCGGACGACGGCGAAUAUUUCAGUUGCUCCGAGUCGUAA
This is a messenger RNA of Cyclocybe aegerita, 2640 nucleotides long. NCBI's taxonomy places the organism in Eukaryota, Fungi, Basidiomycota, Agaricomycetes, Agaricales, Hemipholiotaceae. The record is from the annotation of a GenBank genome assembly.